UCAUCACUGCUCAUCAUCAUCAUCUUCUUCUUCCUCCUCAUCUCAAUCUUCUUCUCACUUCAAACCCAAAAUUAGUUUAAGAAAUAUAAAAUAAUUUAAAACCCAUAAUCUAAUUUUUUAUUUUUGGUUAUACAAAACCCCACCACCAAAUCCAUCAACAAAUCUCUACAAAAACCCUAAUUGCUCAUCUUUCUUAAAAUCCCAUCUUAUAAACUUUAUUCAAUCUUUUUCUUAUUAUAACAAAUUUAUAAAAUUUAAAUGUUAGAGCUAUGGAUUUAACCCCAACAACAGCUUCUACAACUAAUAACACCACCACCACCAACAACACUAAUACUCCGUCUACAAAAUCACCUGACCAAGAAACUGAAACUCCGACCCGGAUCCAACCGCCGAAGCCUCUGUCCUUCUCAAACGGUGUCCUCAAGCGCCACCACCACCACCACCACCAUCUUUCUGCUCCGCCUCCGGUUGUCAUAAUCUACAAAGAAUGUCUCAAGAAUCACGCUGCUACUAUAGGCGGUCACGCUCUCGAUGGCUGCGGAGAAUUUAUGCCGUCUCCUACAGCUACUCACACUGACCCAACUUCUUUAAAAUGCGCUGCUUGUGGCUGCCACCGUAAUUUCCACCGCCGUGAGCCGGAAGAUAAUCCUCCUCCUCCUCUACUUCUUAGCAACACAACCACCACAAUUGAGUACCAGCCACACCACAGGCAUCACCCGCCACCACCUCCUCCACCACAAGCAGUCGCUCCUCCGCCUUAUAACCGAAGCCCCAACUCAGCUUCUCCGCCACCGAUCUCGUCCUCCUACCCAUCUGCACCUCACAUGCUGUUAGCACUUUCCGGAGGCGUAUCCGCCGGUGGAAAUGACAAUUCAGGCAUGACUUUAGCCGGUGGCUCCUCCGCGAGGAAGAGAUUCAGAACGAAGUUCAGCCAGACCCAGAAAGAAAAAAUGCACGAGUUCGCGGAUCGAGUCGGGUGGAAGAUGCAGAAAAGAGACGAGGAUUUGGUUCAUGAAUUCUGUAACGAAAUUGGGAUUGAUAGAGGCGUUUUGAAAGUUUGGAUGCAUAAUAACAAGAACACGUUCGCUAAAAAAGAUUCAAACGGGAACGGGAUUAAUCUUGAUAACAAUGUGAAUCACCAUCAUCACCACCAUCAUCAACAUCAUCAUCAAGAACCACAUCAAAUCUUCGGAAAUCACGAUAAUCUUAACGCUGCUCAUGUCGGUACUAAUGGGUCUUCUUCAUCUUCUUGAUGCUAAUGGUGAUGAAGCUGCUGAUAAUAAAUUUUAGCUAGAUAGAAGAGUAAGCAUGGUAGUACUUAAUUAAUUAAUUAAUGUUUUUCAUUUCUGUUAAUUUCUUCUCUGAUUUUGUUUUCUUUCUUUAAUUAGUUUUAUUAAGUUAAUGAUCAAAACCCAAAUCAAAAACUUUAAUUUUAUUCUCA
Mercurialis annua (annual mercury) is the source of this 1441-nucleotide messenger RNA. Its product is annotated as zinc-finger homeodomain protein 9. The transcript has a single exon. Gene Ontology annotation, biological process: regulation of DNA-templated transcription; regulation of developmental process. NCBI's taxonomy places the organism in Eukaryota, Viridiplantae, Streptophyta, Magnoliopsida, Malpighiales, Euphorbiaceae. The record is from RefSeq and is a predicted model, not a curated record. Bases 270 to 1253 code for a protein of 327 amino acids. Gene Ontology annotation, cellular component: nucleus. Gene Ontology annotation, molecular function: transcription cis-regulatory region binding; DNA-binding transcription factor activity.